GGUGGUGAGCUCAUCUCCCGUACCGUAGCAGCGUGUUUUUCUUGUUUCGCGAGUAGCUAGUGUAGGUGUAGGUUAGUGGUCGUGUGCCUCAGCUAGUCUAGUCGUUUGUGCUAGUACAAAAUCCGGGAGAAGAGCAAAACAAAACCCUCGUUGCGUUUCCUGCGGGAGAAUCCGAAUCAGCGUGCCGUGCCGUGUCGUCGUCGGUCGUCCUUUUAGCUGCUACUGCAUCCGCGCUCUCUGCUCACCGAUUCAAAGACCACCUGAGAGUGUGUACAGCGUUGACCGUGUCCUGUGAUCCAGAGGGAUUCAGUCUUCUUUCGGAAACGGGACUCGCGUGAGCUAUCAUCAGGUGCUCCUCCGUCGUUCGUCGUACAAGUUCAAGAGUGGAAGUGGAAGUGGUGGGUCACGAUUGUUGCCGUUGUGCUGCCGUGUGUGUCGAAUUCCUGUAAAAGGGAAGAGAGCAGUCUGCUGACAGGUUCUAGCGGUUUGUGCGGUUGAUUGCCCGGCUGAGCGGAAGAACGAAGAAGCAUUCGAGCAGCGGUGUGACAACUGGCAAAGGCAAAAGACCUUCGAUCCCCCAAAACGUGCAGAAAGGUGUGACAAGUGCUUCUUCUUUACUAGCCCUGGGUAGCAGUGAUCGGCAGCAGCAGCAGCAGAAGUUGGAAGAAGUAGGCUUUUAAUAGCUGAAAGAUUUCGCGUGGCCCAAAUUGGAGAUCCGGAUUCUGAGAGGUUUUUUUUGUGAGUGAAAAGUGCUGGUCCGUUGAAGAAAGUGUGUGGUGGCUCGUGCAGAUCGUGAUUGUGGAGAAAUUGUUCUAAUUAGAAUCCAAGGAGAAGGUAAAGUUUGUGUCUCCCGGAAUCAAUCCUCCUACGAGUGUGUUUUGGGUGAUUUUGUGUGUUCCGAGAGCAAGAGAGAGCCACAUAAAUCGAAGGGAAAAAGCGCUCAUCUCCCGCAGUAGAGUUUUAUUUUUGCGUGUCGGUGAUCCAAAGCGAAGAAAAAUCCUUUAAAAAAAAAUCUUACGCCAGCUUUCCCAGCAGCAGUGGUGCAGUGUUCGAAGUGGUGGAAGGUUGUGAUUUCGUUCCGGUGUUGUUUUGAAUCGUGUUCCUGUUGGUGGUCUGUCCGAAGAUGGCGCCGGGUGUCUGUGUCCGCAAGUGUCAAAUGCUGCUAAAGCUGGACCUGUAUCGUUGUGGAUUAAACAAAACAUUUGCUGCCAGUUUCCAUCAACUGCUGCAGAAGCAGCAGCAGCAGCAAUAUCAACUUUACAACAAUCAUCAGCAGCACCGGCAGAAUCGGCGGCAUGAGCAGCCGACUGCAUUCGGCAUUGUAGUAGCCACGGAUCCCUGGCAUCGAAUAGCAGCAAAAGGAUACUGCACCGGCACCAGCAGCUCAUCGGCGUCAGGCGAACAACAGAAUCCCAGCAGUAGUGUCAGUGAAGAAGUCAUCGUCAAGUACGUGAGGGGCCUUCCGCACAUCACCGUUCCACUGCCAAGUCGCAACGAGCAAUGCCAGUUCACAUUACGGCCGGUGACGCACAGCGUGGGGGACUUUUUGGAGAUGCUCAAGGUCGAGGACCGCGGAGUGGACCGGGCCACCGUGCUGAAUCGGGACGGCGUCCGGAUAGCGUCCGCCUGUUCGAUCGAAACCCUGAUGGACGAUGAGUUUUGGUUGCACCUCAACGACAGACAAUACUACGUGAGACCACCGAAACGUGAUAGAAUUACCUCAGAAGAACUCACUAGACUAGGCGACGUGCAAGCACUGGUGGCACAGCUGUACGAAGCCCUGAACGUAAGCGAACACCAAAUUAGGAAAGAGCGAGAACUGAAUAGCAAACUGGAGGAGCUCAACGAGAAGCUGAGCCCAAUGGAAGUGAAAAAGAUCGAACUGGACCAGAAGGCAGUGCGUCGGACGAGCGUCCUGACCUGGGUCGGGCUGGGUUUGAUGUCGGUGCAGUUCGGGGUGCUGGCACGGCUAACCUGGUGGGAGUACUCCUGGGAUAUCAUGGAACCGGUGACGUACUUUGUCACAUACGGGACGGCGAUGGCCGCGUACGCAUACUUUGUGCUGACCAAGCAGGAAUACAUCCUCCCGGACGUCAAGGACCGGCAGCAUCUGAUUACGCUGCACAAGGCGGCCAAGAAGGCCGGCAUCAACCUGGCCGAAUACAACGACAUCAAGCGGAAGGUUGCCGAAAUUGAGCACGACUUGCGCCGCCUAAGGGAUCCCCUGUACAUGCACCUGCCCGCUCCGCCUCCCAAAUCACCGACCUACAGUGCCACGGAAAUCGCCACCUCCAAGAAGCUGCUGCAUGAGGCACUAGAAAAUGCCAGCUCCAGCCGUGCCGUGUCCAAGCAAGCCGUGUCCAAAAUCAGCUCCCUGCUGGAGAGCACCGGGAGUCCAUUCCGGAGCAAAAAAUAAGAUUUCCUGAACCCGUCGUUAUUGUCGUCAUCGUCGUCGUCGUCGUCAGUGUCGCAGCUGACCACCAGCCACCCGCGGUUGGGCGGUCAGUCGGCGUUCGCUCUUUCUCUAGUAGUUCCCUUGAAAUUCCUCUCCUCUUCACAAAUCUUUACCGAUAGGAAACGCGAGUCGAGCUGGAGACAGAAAUGGUUUUCCCCACGACCAUACUUCUCGUUUGUUACAGAUUUUUAGUGGAAACAACAACGUCUAGAAAAUACAGUGCAAAGUUCGAUUUUCCUACUCCCUUCUCUUUAAACCUUUCAUAACUACCGAUUAACGAAAAGAAGAAUAACAAACAAAAAAAAAAACGCGAAAAUCACUCAAACACACACACACAAUCAUAAACUUAUUAGAUGAAAAAAGGAAAACAAUAGUUUAGAACAAGUAUUUGAAAUCAAUCUUAUAACGAAAGAAGAAAUAGGAAACCUAGCAAAACAAAGUUAUGAAAAUACAAGCCAACAAGCGCAUCACAUAGAGUUAGGUUUAGCUAGUUUGAGAAAUCAAGAAAGUAUUGUUGUUGGAUUUUGUGAACAAUUUGCGCCAUUUUGGUAGUUUUCGGUUUUUGUUUGUUUUGUUUUUUAGAAGUCGAAAGUGCUUCCACGGGACAAUGAAGAAUUGCUAGAAUAUUGUAGUUUGUUCGGUAGAAGCAGAAUCCAGCGUAUCAGUAUAAACAAUGUGUAGUGACCACGUUUGUACGACUUUUUCUCGAAAUCGAAAGUACUUAAUUUUAGUCCUUGAGCAGGGGACAGACGGCAAGACUAGUAGUAGUUGCUUCCGUCUGGUCCACCGCUUUAAAUGCAAUAGAAUUUUUUACACACCAAAUCUGUUAUACAUACCACAUGGGCCCUCUUAAAGCGUUCCUCAUAUUACUGUUCGAAGCGUUAGCGUUACAUUUACAUUUUUGGUUGAUUGGUUGGUUGGUGUCUACGGAAGCAGCGAGUUUUCCAUGCGUUGCGGUGGAAGAAUUAGCUGGAUAUACAUGCCGAGCUCGAUUGUUGCUUAUUUGGCGAUUAAGAUUAUCAACUUUGCAAAUUUUUCAAAUCAAUUGCACCACCUGCGUGGUAAUUGAUUAAAAUUUGUUUAAGUUAAUUCAAAUUUAAAACUUAUCUUUUUUUUACGAACUAUUGUUUCAUGGAAACACACAAUUUGAAUCUCAUUUUAUGCAAAAAGCACAAAAGUUGUCGUUGGCACAAAUCGAAAUAUGAUGUUCCAUUGGUUAUGGGCCGGGCAGAAUCGGAUUGUUUCGUUUGAUGUUUCUUUUUCUAGUAUUUUCUGCACACAAGCAAUAACAACAGUUUUACACGUAAGCCAAUGUUUGUGAACAUAUAUACUAACAUCUUAGGUUUAUUUAAUUCUGUUACAGCAUUAACGAUUGUAGGCUUUUUCAAUAAAUUAUGUUUUAUUAAUUUUCCGAUGGUUUGACCAAGUUCAUUUUUAUCUGUUCGUGCACUUGGUUGUACUCAUUUGA
Ochlerotatus camptorhynchus is the source of this 3923-nucleotide messenger RNA. RefSeq names its product mitochondrial calcium uniporter (gene MCU). Gene Ontology annotation, biological process: calcium import into the mitochondrion; mitochondrial calcium ion homeostasis. Bases 1124 to 2416 code for a protein of 430 amino acids. Gene Ontology annotation, molecular function: uniporter activity; calcium channel activity. The record is from RefSeq and is a predicted model, not a curated record. The transcript is spliced from 7 exons. NCBI's taxonomy places the organism in Eukaryota, Metazoa, Arthropoda, Insecta, Diptera, Culicidae. Gene Ontology annotation, cellular component: mitochondrial inner membrane; uniplex complex.